AAGUCUGACAGCUGGGCCGCAAGAUCAUAACAUAAAUAUUACCACGCUUUCCAGCGGGGGGAUGAUGUGCAACUAGGAAAACCGGGAAAAGUGUCGCGCAAUAGGAAAAACAUCCCCAGCAUCCAACAUGCACCGAACAACGAUUGCAAAAUAUACCAAGUUUUCCGCCGAGGAGCUGCAGAAAUCGACCGCCGAUCCGCUGUCCUGCGUGGCCGCGGUGCAGCUGAACGAGAUCCUGAGCUUGCGGCCGCGUGAUUGCGAGCACAUCGUCAAAGGUGUGAAGCGCUGCGUGACGGACAAGAUCGGCCGGUACCACGCGAAGCUGAACGGGAUCGUGCUCGGCUAUGCGAAGAUACGCGUCGACAAUGCGCUGUCCGCGCUGCGGCUGGACAGCCCGUACCUGCACGUGCGUACCACGAUCGAUUACUACGUGUUUCAGCCCCGCAUCGGUUCGACCUUGCGGGGUACGGUGAACUACGUCUCGAAGAAUUUUGUCAGCGCCGUCAUCUACCGGGUGUUCAACGUGACGGUCAAGCUGGGCCAACAAACCGCCAGGCUCCAUGCGCUCAAGAACGGGUCGGACAUUUCGUUCACCGUGAACUCGUGCGACAUGAAAAGCGAACUACCCGUCAUCGAGGGUGAGCUGGUGCUGAACGGAGUCAUUCCGGUCCGCAUCAAGACGGAACCGGGCGAACAGAAUGGAGACUGCGACGAGGUAGAGGAAAUCGCAAUGGAGACAGACACCAUCGUCAAGCAGGAACCGAAAACACACAAAAAGAAAGCGUCGAAAAAGAGCAAGGAGGUACCGGAAGCGGUAUCGAGGGCAGCAGCACCACCGGCAACGAACGGUGUUACUGCUGGCAUGCCAGUCAUGGACGAUUCAAGCAGCAGCGAAUCGGAAAACGAUGAACGAAGUCUUCUCAUCAAGUCGCUGCUCGGCGAAAUGUUUGGCGACGAGUUUACGGAGAGCACAAAUAGCAGCAAAAAGGACAAAAAGAAGAAGGAUAAGAAAGAGAAGAAGGAAAAGAAAAAGUCACCUCAGAAAUCGACCGGUGGACCGGUGGAAACGGUGCGAAUCAAGCAGGAAGUAUUAUCGUCCGACGACGACGAACCUUCCGCCGUGGUGGAGCAGCAGCCCACCGCCAGCACCCAAGGCAAGGCCAAGUCGAAGAAGAACGGCACGAAUGGUGUCCACCUCAAUGGUAGUGCGGCAACUCCGGCUUCAGCCGAUGCGGCCAAUGGUGAAACGACGACGACGACGUCGGCGAAAAAGCGCAAAAUCCGGUUCGAUCUUAACGAUACGGUAGUGCACAUCAAAACGGAACCCACUGAAAGUAGCAAAAAAAAGAAGAAAAACGCUGAAUAAAUAAUAGAACGUAA
This is a messenger RNA of Anopheles gambiae (African malaria mosquito), 1380 nucleotides long. RefSeq names its product probable DNA-directed RNA polymerase I subunit RPA43 (gene Polr1F). Gene Ontology annotation, cellular component: RNA polymerase I complex. Gene Ontology annotation, biological process: DNA-templated transcription initiation. The transcript has a single exon. NCBI's taxonomy places the organism in Eukaryota, Metazoa, Arthropoda, Insecta, Diptera, Culicidae. Bases 128 to 1366 code for a protein of 412 amino acids. The record is from RefSeq and is a predicted model, not a curated record.